Messenger RNA from Patella vulgata (common limpet), 6322 nucleotides. Its product is annotated as protocadherin gamma-B4. The record is from RefSeq and is a predicted model, not a curated record. The coding region runs from base 1576 to 5013 and encodes 1145 amino acids. Gene Ontology annotation, cellular component: plasma membrane; catenin complex. The transcript has 3 exons. NCBI's taxonomy places the organism in Eukaryota, Metazoa, Mollusca, Gastropoda, Patellidae. Gene Ontology annotation, molecular function: cadherin binding; calcium ion binding. Gene Ontology annotation, biological process: homophilic cell-cell adhesion.
UUAAACAGACCAGUAACCGUGAAAUAGUUACAGCGACAGAUUAAACCGAGUAUAAGAAAGAUUCACCAUUAACCGUUUUACAGGAGCAAAAACAACUUAGAGACAGGUCAUAGCAUACAAGUCACGAAAAACUUAUUUAGAGAAACAUAGCUGUCAUGUAAAUACACGUAUUGAAACGUUGUAUGUGAAUUAUAUGUAAAGUUAUUGAGUACCUGUUUGUUCAGGUGUUGGAGUAUCUUAUAAUACUGUUUAAGAAAAUACAGAGUUACGUGUAGAAACGAUGUAGCUGGAUUUAUUAAAACCAGAUACAGAGGACACUGUUGUGUUGUUUCUUAAUAACAGAAUCUUUAAGGAUAAACAAGAAUAUACUGGACAGUUUGACAAUCAGUGAAGUUUUAUCAACUAGAUGUAAAAAUAAGAUGACAGAUCUACUUCGGCUGUCUACAUGUGUAUUUGACAAUCAGUGUAGUUUUAUCAACCAGAAGAAGUAAAAUAAGAUGACAUAUCUAUCUCGACUAUCUACACGUGUGUUUGUUUUAAUUACUGAAGUUUAAAUCUAAAACACGAACACCACUGCAACCUUUUCCACAUAAUCAAGUGAACUUUAAAAACAGUCAGCCAACAAAACAUUAAAUAAUACGUGAUACCCUGUACUAACUGUAACCCGAGGACAAAAUUACUAUAAGGUAAUAUAUCACCAACAAUUGAUCUUCGAUCUAAAGUGACGAUUUACAGAAUGUUAAAUUUGACAAUAUUAAAUAAUGAUAUCUGAGAUUAAUUAGUAUUUAUUGGACAAAUACUGUGAUAUGUAACAAGGACGAAACUGUGUAAUGUAUUGGAAGUGACAUUUUAUUGGAUCGUGGAUAUAAAUUAAAUUAAAUUCGUCCGUCCAGUAUUUAUGAACAUUACAUGACAAGUAUACACUAAUAUUAUCACUGAUGUUAUUUCAACUGCUGGUAUUCGGUAUAGACAACUUGAAGCUGACUGUAUUUGGUUUGUCGAUGUUUGUCUGUCUAAAACUUUGUAUAACGUUGUGUAACUAGAGAAAUAUUUGGAGAAAAAAUUCAAAGUCAUUUUUAUCCUAAAUUAAAAUUACUGUUCAAAACAAGAAAUAGAAGUGAUAAAUGAUUAUAAUUGUAAACUUGAAAGUGAAUUCAUGAGUGCCAACUGUGGUGGGUUUAAUGAAAGACGAUCGGUGAACAAUAAAAUAGAAUAGGAUAUUUAUUAAGGUAAUUUUUACCUGUGGACAUCAAGUACAGGUGUGAUCAGGUAACUGAUUCAAGUUUCAUUCAAAAAGUAAAAUACUGCAUCAGAUUUCAAUUCGUGAUAAAAUCGAGUUUUUAUAGUUAGUUAAUAUCCCACGGUGUUAGUAUUCAUGAUAAACCCGAGGUUUUAUAGUUAGUUAAUAUCCCAUGGUGUUAGUAUUCAUAGGAGUUAUAUUAACCACGUGUUUCAUGUGAUAGAGACGUCAUAAAGAUCGAAAACCAUCCUAAUCCAGAUCAUCUAACCUCGAUAAACUCUAACCGAAUAAAGUUAUAUUAACAAAGCAGGAACGGUGUUCAUAUAAUUUUAACAAUGGCCUGUGUUACUUUACUAAUUAUAGCAUUCGGUGCCAUGAUGGCGAUAACAAAUGUGUCAGGCCAGAUCGUUGAAGAACUGUAUUAUGAUUUGCAGGAGGAGAGGGAACCGCCAGUUCGUAUCGCUGAUCUAUCGACAAACUCUAACGUUUCAUCUGUGAUAUCAUCUGGGGAACUUCCGUUACUCAGUUUCCGGUUAUUUUCAUCCGCUGGAAGUACCAAGUUCCAUUUAGACAAUUCAACAGGGAUUCUUUCUUCAAGGGAAAGGAUAAACAGAGAAACGGUUUGUCGGUUUCAAGUUUUGUGUGUAUUAACACUGAAUGUAGGAAUACAGUCUUUGUUGGUCGGAUCAUCUUUUUUCCAAACGUUAACAGUGUUUGUCCGGAUAGUGGACAUUAAUGACAAUUCACCUAUAUUUCUCCGAUCAUCGUCUGAGCUAUCGUUUUUAGAAUCGUCGCCACCAGGGACGUCAUUUUUAAUAGAUGGCGCCACAGAUUUAGAUACAGGGGCGAAUAACUCCGUUCAGUCUUAUUCACUGGUGCCAGCUAGUGAUGUAUUUAAUAUACAAACACAAAGAAAACUGGACGGUAGUAUGGAAGUAAGCAUUGUUUUAAAAUCACCUUUAGAUAGGGAAACUGUUUCUCGAUAUGAAUUAACAGUUGUGGCACAAGAUGGCGGCCAACCGAGACGAUCAGGCGAAAUGAAAGUUUAUAUUAACGUCACUGACGUCAAUGACAACAAGCCUCAUUUUCUAAACACCGUCUACAACGUCAGUGUUAAUGAAACAGCUCCUGUAAAUGUAACCAUAGUUACAGUUUCUGCUACAGACCCAGACUUGAAUCAAAAUGGACAAGUUACUUAUAGAUUUAGUUCCAGACAAACUGACUUUGACGUGGUGAAUUAUUUCUCUGUAAGCUCAAGAAAUGGCAAUGUUUAUCCUAUUGUACCAUUAACGCCACUUCAAGGCCAGACCAAAAGUGUUAUCGUGGAAGCUAAAGAUGGAGGGAUUGAAUCUAAAAUAUCACAAUGUAUCGUCCAUGUUACAGUAUUAGAUAAUGUGAACACGCCCCCUGUCAUUCGACUGAAUCUAGUAUCAACUAAUCAUACAGUUGAUCUCAGUGAAGCGACCAGUGUCGGCUCCUUAGUCGCACAUUUCGUCACAGAAGAUGUGGAUUCUGGAAUAAAUGGGGACGUUUCGUGCCAAGUGCCAAAUUCUACUGAAUUUAGUGUCCGACAAAUCAAACCUGAUCAAUACAAAAUAAUACUGAAUCAGGUUUUAGAUCGCGAAGUUAAAUCUGAUUAUCAACUUACUUUGGUGUGUCAAGAUGGCGGACGGCCGCCAUUACAAACAAAAGUUAGUUUAACAGUUCUUCUGUAUGACGUCAAUGACAAUCCACCCGUUGUGGAACAAUCUGAAUAUUUUAUCAACAUAUCAGAAAAUAAUGAAAAUGGAUUUAAAUUAUUGCAAGUUCGAGCAACGGAUAAAGAUGUCGGAGAAAAUGGACACGUGAUGUACAAACUUGGCCAUGUUUCUGAGAUGACGUCAACAAUUCAAGUGAAUGAAACAACAGGUGACGUCAUUGUGUUAGGUUCUUUUGAUUACGAGGCUGAGAAGCACGUGAAUAUAUCUAUAAUAGCAGUAGACGAGGGAAUCCCGCCUCUUUCUGCUAUUGUAGACGUAUAUUUAACAAUAACUGAUGAAAAUGACAAUUCACCGUACUUCAAUGAACCUGUUUAUAUAUUUAACGUCAAAGAGAAUUCAGCCCCUGGGACUUUUGUGGGUAAAUUACUAGCUCACGAUGUAGAUAGUGGAAAUAAUGGCCGCCUUAAUUACAGGAUUAAAACUAAUUCUACUUCACCUUUUAUUUUAUCUAAAGACGGUUAUUUAUCAACUCAACAAACUCUGGAUAGAGAAAAACAAGCCUUUUAUAGUUUUAUCAUUACAGCUUACGAUCUGGGAGUUCCACAACAAUCUGGUGAUGUUCAAAUUAAUGUCUAUAUCUUGGAUGAAAAUGAUAAUAAACCUUUUAUUAGCUUCCCAAAUUCUUCUGUCGAUUCCAUCAACAUCUUUUACCAGACUGUUCCAGGAACCGAACUUCUCCAUGUAGAAGCCGUGGACGAGGACGAAGGAGAUAAUUCUAGAUUAAUUUAUCAACUAAAAUAUUCAGAAAAACCCGAAUAUUUUAUCAUCGAUCAGAUUUUUGGAGUUAUAUUUUUAAAUAAACAAUUGAGUUUAGAAGAUUGUGGUAAUGUUAGUGUAUCAGUGAUAGUUUCUGAUCGAGGUUUACAGUCGAAAUCUGUUAUUGUUAAUUUUACCAUGAUUAUAAUAGAAGGAAAUUCUACUUCUUUAGCUUAUAUUAAUCACACUGAACACAAUAUGUUGAUAGUUAUAAUAAUAGUUAGUAUAACUCUAAUAGUUGCUAUAUUAGUUCUUACAGUUGUUUUAUUAUUAAAACGCACUGAUAAACAAACACAUUUACAACAACUUUCUCAAUACGAUAUGAAGAAUCUUGGAGAUACGAUGUACAAGGAGGGUGUACAUGUUUACGAUAGUGGCGAGACAACUUUACACCUCAAGAGAGAAUCUUUAAAGGCUCCUCCACCCUCCAAUGACGAGUUAAUCGUCUUUAAAAUGAAACUAGCAGAGAAAUAUCAAGUGGAUGGCGGUGACUGUAGUUUUUCAAAGGAAACCGAGAUGAGUGAUGUGUUGAGUAGUGUAUCAGGGGAGACAAAUGGGUGUGACAGUGGGCGUGGUGCCAGUGAAGGUGAAGGUCAAGACGAUAGUGCUACAAGUGUUCCCAACAGUCCGAGAAAACAGAUGAUGACAUUUAAAGGUUCCAUUCAGCCGCCAUCUUAUUUUAGACUCGAACAGAUAAGAUCUGUUAACACUGCGACACCACCUAGUCACCAUCAUACCAGACUUAACGUGAAUGCAACAGAUAGUUUAAAAAUCAAGACUAGCGGAAAUGGACCAUCGGGUUUAAAUAAAGAAAAUUUAACACCAAAUAGUGAGACAUAUGACAAUCGAGACCCUUGUUUAAAACAUGUGUCAGAAAAUUAUCAAUAUUUAGACAAUUCAAAAUAUAAAUAUGAUAAUCGAAAUAAUAAACAAACGACUCAAAGUUUUAAUAAACAAAACAAUUUAAUAUUUACUCAAAAUGGCGACGGUUUUCAUCAAUAUAAUGACAAUAUAAAUACACGAUAUGGUGGAAGGACGGAAUUACGUCAUCAUAGAAUAAAUUAUAGAAAUAGUGACGUAUAUAACCACGAUAUAGACAUGUACAGUGUAGACACCGUGGACGAUGGACAUUCCACGACAACAUCGGGUAGUUACACCGUGGACAAUGAUCAAUUCGUGGAUGAUUUAUCUAUAUUUCCCGACGACAGCUACCACGUGACACACCUUGGUCAUAAUCCACAAGAUGUGUAUGUAUGAAUUGAAAGUAUCUGUGGCUUUGCGCAUGUGAUCGCGAUAUGAUGAAUAACAGUAACGUAUCUCAAAUCAUCAAGAGCGGUACCGUCUACCUGUAACAUCAGUUGAUGGAUAGCAUCCACGUCAACUUUUCAAGUUGGUGUCUACCGCGGAGGGGAACGAAACGCUCUACGGAAAAGUCUGAUAAUCUAGUAAUUCUAGACCUGACUGUUAGUGUUCAGACGAUAAAUGUUAUAACGCUUCCUCGAGGCGAAUGGAAGCUGGUUUUUGUCUUCAAGGACGGUUUUUAAGCAGGCGAAUGUCUCAGGACUAGGUAUAGACGGUGUUUUAAAGCUUCCUCUGUAGCAGGCGAAUGUCUCAGGACUAGGUUCAGACGGUGUUCUAAAGCUCUCUCUGUAGCAGGCGAAUGUCCCAUAAAUAGGUUCAGACGGUGUUCUAAAGCUCUCUCUGUAGCAGUCGAAUGUUCCAGAACUAAAAUCAGACGGUGUUUUAAAGUUAGAUUUAUCAGUUAUUAUGUCUGGCUAUAAUUAGAAUAUGACGUAAAGUGGAUAAUUAUACUGUGAUAUAGAUGUUGUUAUAGAAACACAUAUUAUACUUGAUGUUAAACAAUUGAUAUUAUAUGUCAUGAUAAACAAUUGAUAUUAUUCUUGAUAUUAGACAAUUGAUAUUACACGUUAUGUUGGACAUGUGCCAAGAAAAUGAAAUAACAAUUAACUAUUGAGUGGAUAUACCACAUUAUGUUUCCAGAUAAGAGUGGCGGUUUCAAGAUACUAAUCAAAUAACCAAGUCUUAAACUAACUUAAUUAUCAAUAUUCUUAUUGUAUUUUUAUUCAAACCAACGGUUUAAUAUCACCAUGGGAUGUCUAAUAUCUUUCUGUUUAAAUCAACGAUAUAAUAUCGCCAUGGGAUGUCUAAUAUGUUCAGUAAAUGUACAAUAAUACAUGUUUGGUUUUUUUUCUUCCAAGGUCGCCUAUUUGGGACAAUAAUAAGAUGGAGUAUAUUGUUAUAUUUUAUAUUAUACUGGAAGCUUAGUAAAUAUAUUGAGGGUUGACACUGUCGCUAUUUCUACAUCCUAAAAUUUCAUUUUCAAUUAUAACAAAACAAAGCAAAAACCCAUCCCAACACAUUUUUUGAUAAAAGUAAUUUAUUCUUCAUUCACGUAUAUAGAUAUUAUUUUAGCACUGACUUGUGUAUCUCUUAAAACAUCAGUUGUAAAUUUGGAAUACCACCGUGACGAAAACAUAAAGUCUACUGUUAUAACUAUUAUUUUGUUUAAUACUAACUUUAUUCAAUUUGAACCCAAACAAAGAAU